CCCGCAGACACGUUUCCGGUUUACGUGUUGACGUUUACGUAGGCUCAGUUGUGAUGGCAGCCUUUGGGUGACUUCAAAACAGUACUGAGUAUAAACUGUUAAAAAGUUAGCUGACACCCCCCUAAACCAUAACAGUGCACACCUGAACAGUUCCCAGAUAGCACACGCCUCAAACACACACACCUGCCCGCUUAGGGGAACGGUAAGUUAACGUGGCACUAUGCCCGCAGCUACUGUGGAUCACAGCCAAAGAAUAUGUGAGGUGUGGACCAACAACCUGGAGGAGGAGUUGAAGAGAAUCCGACAAGUUAUCAGAAAAUACAACUACAUCGCCAUGGACACGGAGUUUCCCGGUGUCGUAGCCAGACCAAUCGGAGAGUUUAGGAGCAACGCCGACUACCAGUACCAGCUACUGCGCUGCAACGUGGAUCUGCUGAAGAUCAUACAGCUGGGCCUCACAUUCAUGAAUGAGCAGGGGGAAUACCCUCCAGGAACUUCAACAUGGCAGUUCAAUUUCAAGUUCAACCUUACCAGCACCAGGCCGGCUCGGACUCCUUACUCACUGGCAUGGCCUUCUUCAAAAUGAGAGAGAUGUUCUUUGAGGAUCACAUUGACGAUGCAAAGUACUGCGGGCACUUGUAUGGGCUGAGCUCGGGCUCUGCCUACGUCCAGAACGGAACAGGAAACGCCUACGAAGAGGAGGCCAACAAGCAGCAGUCAUGACACCGCUCUGAUUCUCCGCCGCCCUGCAGCACCCACAAUCCGUGCAGCACUCAGGCCUAGCCGGGCAACGACAGUGACAGGAACUAAGACGGAAAAGAAAAAGAACCAACGACAUACAUAUGCAUCAUUUAGCAAGCUAUUUGUCAUAGUUCAGCAUAGACGUUACGACGGUGAACAGAAUCCCAGCUGUCCUCGUUCAUGCUGCAGACGCAUGUGUGUGAGUUUAGUCUUUUAUUCCUAUGAGGGGGCAGAAAGGAUGGUUAGUUCAGUUUAGUUCAACAUGAUUGAAAAAGAUUGCGUUUUAGUUUUCCUGAAGUGUUCUGUAGACAUGUUUUGCACUUUAAAGCUCUACCCUGAUUUUAAACGGAAAGCUGGACACGUUCCUGGUGUGUGUGAGUGUGUGUGUGUGUGUGUGCGUAUUUGUGUCUUUGCUGCCUUCUGUGUUCAUGGUUUCCAUUGUGAACAUGUACAACCACAACAAAGCAGCUCUCACCAUGCUCAGCCUUAAUAUAAUCUGCAUUCUUCUCUUUUAAACUUUUAAUUUAUUGUGUGUCCCUUCCUCACUCCGCACACCCAGGAGCUCUCCUGAGAGUGUUUACCUGCACACGACUCUUCUGUUCAUAUAAAGAUUGUUUCUAAUGAAUCAGCUCUGAUUUCACUGUGAGCCAAACUUGUGCGUCCGCUCAAGAAUAAGACGUAAAAUUCUCUUUUUAUUUCUGUAAGCUGCGUUGUGUCUUUAUUUUUGCUCAGAUGAGUUACACGUCUUACGAGUGUGUGCUGGUGUUGUUUAGAUGAAAGUGUUAUUUGUGCUUGUAAACACCUCAGUGACACGUGCAAUCAACAGAAGCUCUUACACUAAACAUUAGCCAGCUACUCUGCUCAGUUCAUUUUUGUGGAUCCUCCUUUUGUUUCAGUUGUACAUGAAGAUAUUUUGGUUAUUGGAAUAGUAAUGUAGCUUAUUAAAACUCUUCAUUGAAUUGUUUUCUACGUUCUAGUUUCCUCAUGCUGCGUCCUGAAGCUGCAUGUACUAAAGCUCCAGACAUAACGCGUGUUGUUGAGUAGCAUCCACAUCUGGCCGAGUUUCGGAAGUGUAGGUUUGUGACUUCUAUUACCCUGCUGCUGCGUCUGAAACGGACGGGUUUUUUUUCCUUUCCAGCAGGUCAUCCACCACACUGUAAAGAAAGGUUAUGCAAUAUAAGAGAGGAAUGUUUUUAGAUUUUUUUGUAAAUAAAGGCUUGAGAUUUUUCUACAACUCCAA
Molecule: messenger RNA, 1981 nt
Organism: Nothobranchius furzeri (turquoise killifish)
Lineage: Eukaryota; Metazoa; Chordata; Actinopteri; Cyprinodontiformes; Nothobranchiidae
Source: RefSeq, a predicted model, not a curated record